Limanda limanda (common dab) is the source of this 5435-nucleotide messenger RNA. It is a transcript of the gene kif3b, whose product is annotated as kinesin family member 3B. NCBI's taxonomy places the organism in Eukaryota, Metazoa, Chordata, Actinopteri, Pleuronectiformes, Pleuronectidae. The transcript has 9 exons. Gene Ontology annotation, biological process: microtubule-based movement. Gene Ontology annotation, molecular function: ATP binding; microtubule motor activity; microtubule binding. The coding region runs from base 267 to 2552 and encodes 761 amino acids. The record is from RefSeq and is a predicted model, not a curated record.
GAGCAGCGGUGACUGGGAGUUAUGGAUUAGCUCACAUUCUUCUCCUCGGAACGCUACACAACCUACGUGUGUCUGUGGUGUGAAGUUGUGUUUGUGUCGCUUUGGUUUUACGAGUCCAACAAGUUUUUAUUUUUGUCAGGUGAUGUGUUGAACCCAUGUCGGUCCUCGCCACUAGCGUUAGCCAGCAGAUUCUGAUGAGGGCAUCUCUACAGGCCAACUGUUCCUGACACUGCACUUGGAAGACGUGUGAGCUGCAGAUCCUCACCAUGUCCAAGAGCAAGAGUCCUGAGACAGUGAAGGUGGUGGUCCGAUGUCGCCCAAUGAAUGAAAAAGAACAGGCAAACAAAUUUGAAAGGGUCGUCUCUGUGGAUGUGAAACUGGGCCAGAUUAUUGUCAGGAACGCCAGAGAAGCUUCAGCAAGCGAAAGUCCCAAAGUCUUCACUUUUGAUUCAGUCUACGACUGGAACUCCAAACAAAUAGAUCUGUACGAUGAAUCCUUCAGGCCACUGGUGGAUUCAGUUCUUCUUGGCUUCAAUGGGACUAUCUUUGCCUAUGGGCAGACAGGCACAGGGAAGACGUACACAAUGGAGGGGGUGAGAAAUGAUCCAGAGAAGAGAGGGGUGAUCCCUAACUCCUUUGAGCACAUCUUCACACACAUCUCACGAUCCCAGAAUCAGCAGUACCUGGUGAGAGCUUCAUAUCUAGAAAUAUACCAAGAGGAGAUCAAAGACUUGCUAUCCAAGAACCAGGCCCAUCGCCUUGAGCUGAGGGAGAGGCCGGACACGGGCGUUUAUGUCAAAGACCUGUCGUCAUUUGUCACCAAGAGUGUGCGAGAGAUCGAGCAUGUGAUGAACGUGGGCAACCAGAAUCGUUCUGUGGGUUCUACAAACAUGAAUGAACACAGCUCCAGAUCUCACGCCAUUUUUGUCAUCACUGUGGAGUGCAGCGAGUUGGGCGUGGACGGUGAGAACCAUAUCAGAGUUGGAAAACUGAACUUAGUAGAUUUAGCCGGCAGCGAAAGGCAGUCCAAGACUGGUGCUAAGGGGGAGAGGCUUAAAGAAGCCACAAAGAUCAACCUGUCACUUUCUGCUCUGGGAAACGUCAUAUCAGCUCUGGUGGAUGGCAGGAGCAGCCACAUCCCCUACCGAGACUCCAAACUCACCCGCCUGCUGCAGGACUCCCUGGGGGGCAAUGCCUGCACCGUCAUGGUUGCCAACAUUGGGCCGGCAUCCUACAACAUGGAGGAGACCUUGACAACACUGCGCUACUCCAACAGGGCAAAGAACAUCAAGAAUAAACCACGCAUCAAUGAGGACCCCAAGGAUGCACUACUGAGGGAGUUUCAGGAAGAGAUCGCCAGGUUGAAAGAGCAGCUGCAGAGGCGCUCAGGGGGAAAAAAGAAGAGGAAGCAGAGGAGGAGAGCUGGGGAAGGGAGCGAUGGUGAGGAUCUGGAAGGAGAGACAGAGGAUGAUGAUGAAGAUGGAGAUGACAAAGGAGAUUGCUGGGUGGAGCAGCAGGAGAAGCUGGAGAGAGAGAGGAAGGCCAUCAUGGAGGAUCACAGUCUGGUGGCUGAGGAGAAAGUUCGGCUGCUCAAGAAGAAGGAGAAGAAAAUGGAAGACUUGAGGAGGGAGAGGGAGGCUGGAGAGAUGCUUACAGCUAAAGUUAAGGCAAUGGAGAGUAAGCUUCUGGUUGGGGGGAAGAACAUAGUGGAUCACACCAACGAGCAACAGAAAAUACUGCAGCAGAGGAGGCAUGAAAUUGCUGAACAGAAACGCAGCGAGCGAGAGAUGCAGCAGGAGAUGGAGAGUCAUGACGAGGAGACUCUGGAGCUGAAGGAGACCUACACUUCUUUGCAGCAGGAGGUCGACAUCAAAACCAAGAAGCUGAAAAAGCUGUUUGCCAAGCUGCAGGCAGUGAAGGCAGAAAUCCACGACACCCAGGAGGCACACAUCAGAGAGCGUCAGGAGCUGGAACAGACCCAGAAUGAGCUCACCAGGGACCUCAAACUCAAACAUCUGAUCAUUGAGAACUUCAUUCCCCUUGAGGAGAAGAGCAAAAUAGUCAGCAGAGCUUACAUUGAUGAAGAGGAUGAGCACUGGAAAAUGCAGCCUAUUACACGUAUAGAGGAUGAACAUCAGAUGAUGACCAGGCCUCUGUCUGCAGUGGGCUACAUGAGGCCUCUCUGUCAACACGCUCGUGUGGCCAUGAUGAUGAAGCCUGACACGAGAUACAAAGCUGAAAACAUCCAGAUACUGGACAUGGACCUUCCAACACGGACGACUAUAGACUAUCAGGAGCCGGAAAUCGCCCCAACGGUGGCAGCAGCUCUGAGGGACGCUCUCAGGGAUGAGGAUGAGAUCCAGGUAGAUGCCUUUGGCUUUUACAGCACUUUAGGACCAACCCCACCAGCCAGUGCCGUCUCCAGCCUCAAAAAAACAAAGUCUGGUCGACCCAGAACUGGUGGGAAGUCCAGCACCCCAACGUGUCCUUUCAGCCCCUCCAGUCCAGGAUCUCCUCUUUACCCACAAUGCCGCGGCCUGGUGCCCAAGUGACCGCUUCUGCCACUACUGUCACUACCACCACCUCUCUCGUGCACCUUUCCACUUGGGGUCUCAACUUUGAGAGAAUGGGUUUGGUUUUAGUCUCUUUUUCGUUUUACUACAGAAUCUGGGAUUCUGUAAACGUUACAAAAAACUUUAAUACUAAUGCUGCUUUGUAGGUUUUAACUCUAGCCACACCACUAUUAACUGUUGUCAUGAGCUUUUUCCUUUGGAGAUUUAAACCCACUCAUCCUGAGUGUGAGCCAAUACAACACCAGGACAGCAGCCAUGCCUGAAGCCUCACAUCACUCUACACUGCUCUAUGCUGCUAUGAAUGUCUUAAAUUUCACACUUAGUGUUCUUAAUGUAUAAGAAAAAAAUGAAGGGUGUGUUUGUGUUUGCUGAACAUUUGUAUGUCUGUGUGUCUUUCUGUCACACACUGAUUAUUGAACCUUCUGUUAAACUGCGUUGUCUUAUUCUGAUGAUUUUAAGGUGCAGGUGUGUGGCGUUUUGUGUCUUUAAAGAAGUAGUUCCACAUUUUGGGAAAUAUACUUUCUUGCCAGAUGAGAUAAUCAGCACCGCUCUCGUGUCUGAAGUCUGAAGUAAUCAGCUUGUCUUGGCUGCCUUCACUGGUUGCCUGGCAACCUCAUGGUGACAAUGAGGCUCCAGGAAGUCUUAAUGCUAGGUUAAGCUAAUCACCUACUGGCUGUGGCUUCAUACUCUGUACAGACACUAGAGGAGCAAGUGAGGGUAUUUCCUAAAACAUUGGACCGUUUCUUGAGCUGUGUUUGAUUGUAAAUGUUAAGGCCAGAAAGUCGAACACAUUACAGACUUGGCCUGUCACCAGUUGCUGUAAAGAGUAAAUGCUGUUCUUCCUGGGGAACAUCAGAUGGAGGCUGGAGCGCUGGGAGAGAGCUGCUCACGUUCACACAAACAUUCUGGGCUUAGCGACACUGCAGUAGGCCACCGGACAUCCCAGCAGGAGAUGAAUGCUUAGCACACCCUGAGUCACGGAACACUUUUCCAAUAAGGCUGUGGCUCAGGUUCAUCAGGGUUCCACGAUGCCUUAACCUGUGCCCUUCAGCUCUGCUCCUUCAUUUUAAGGCCGCGCACACAUACACACACGUUCUUCUCUGUCAGUGUUAUUUUGUCUGCUCAUUCAUUUUGACAUCAGGGAAAUAUUUACAGCACAGUGGAGACAUUACAGUCGCACUGUAGGUAAAAUAUGUGGAGAGGCAGAGCAUGUGGUUAAAGGCUGAGGGCCACAGGAAGAGAAGGUAGAAGAGAGAUGUCAUGUUCACCUCAUUAACUACUGUGUUGGUCUAACGGAACACAAAAAACUCAGACCCAAAAGUGUUGAUAUCUUCACAGUAUUGUGGUGGUGCCACGUCUUAACAAAUUAUUUAACUCGCAGACACACACACAAACUCAGCUGACGUCUCUGACCCACUACAGUGUAAAUGACGCCACCACAUCAACACUGAUCACCACAUAAUGACCGAUACUUUUCUUAAAUGCAUAAAAUCUGUCUUCAAAGCUGCUCGCAUUCAUUUAGUAAUUCAGCCCUUCCUGACACCACUCACUCUCUUUCUAUCUCGCGUGCUGACAUGCAGGUACAAAUAUCUAAACUCAGACUGGGUAAAAACAACAGAAUUUGUCAAUUUAAUGUAUGGAAACCUGGAGGUAAUGGUUGGGCGCACUUGUGUAGCUGGUUAAAACAUUUUUACAGUCCAAACCUUUAUGACAAGACCCAAAAUGAACACUGUAAGCGAACAACCUGAUCACUAUCACUGAAUAAUUUUAACUGCAUUUGAAUAGGAAUAAUUUUUCUACGUUAUAGUAGACACUGAAAUUAUAGUCUUUGUGUCGCAGGCUGUACCCAUCUGUCAGUAUUGAACGGGGGGCAUCAUGGCUGUCAGCCAUCGUCAAUGGAUGAUGGGAUAGUCCAUCAACUCAACCCUACUUCUGAGUUAACUUUUACUGCCCACUGUGACUUUUCAACAGGUCGGGAUCAAAUGGCAAAUUAAAUCCUCUCAAAUACUUGAUUUGUGUGGUGGAUUGUUUUAGAGGCGUCACUAUGAAGCUCAGUUAAAAGUUGAAAAAUACUGAAAAGUAAAGGCUCUCUCCUGCUGUUUGGCAAAACGCCUAAAUACAGAAAUAUGUUAUGUAGUUAGAUAUGUAACAGUGAAUAUAGACUGGUUGAAAGGCAAUCCUCAGUCAUUUUUGCAGCUGAAAAAAAAUCUUGUCUAACUUUUUUAUAUAUACAGAUGUAGAUAUAAUUUUUUAUUCAUUUUCUUGAAAAUAAAUUGUUUUAUUAUUUGAGCUUUACAAUUCAAUGUUUAUUUUUGUGUGAUACAUGUAUUAUUUCCUUUUUGUCUACAGUAAGGCGCAGGCUUUUUGGGUGUGUAUGUGUGUGUACAUGUUUAAACGUGUUGGUUGAUGAGUCUGCCACAGAUAAAAGCGUGAGUCACCUGUAGAUAUAUGUACUGAGUAUUACACUACUGAGUAUUUACACAUUGACUGAACAUUUAUCUUCAUAAACACAAACGUAAUCUUUCAAAUAAGACCUCAUUAUUGUAACUACCACUGCAGUGUUGUGUACCUUGCGCAUGAUUUUAGCAGGCUUGAGAAGAAUACAUAUGGUUGUGUAUUCAUCACUCACAGGAUUCUGAUUAGGAGAAUGUGAACAACCUAAUUUAACUGAAAACCUUUGUGUGUGUAUCCUGUCGCCACAUCACUGGAUCGAACUGCAUAUCUAACAUUUAAAUGACCAACUUUGAUGCUGAUGAUGCUUUUGUAGCCAAAUGACGGUUACUGGUGCACUUCUGUCUUUGUGUGUUCAAGUCUUUUUACAUGUUUAGUUUCUUUUAAUUAUUAAAGACAAUUCAAUGAUAA